GCGAUGUGCAGAAAAGUCGAUCUGUUUCGUAAGCGGAUGACAUUCGCCGAGCCGUUUACAAGCAAGCACGGUCCAGCCCAGCAAUGGUUGUAGCGGUGUUUGUUUUGCUCAGUUAAAUUAUUGUUUAGUGAAAUUAUCUGCCUUUCGGUAAAAUUGUCAUGUGUGAUAACGUAAUAGUGAAAAGGGAUCAUCAAAAUCAACACUCUAGCAUAGGUCAAUAAGGGCGUAAAAAUCUGUCACCCUCGUGUGUUGCAUAUUGUUGAGCAAUUGGAUAGCGCUGCUCAAUCUGCUUGCAAAAGGGCAUCGGCAACGGCAUCCUCUCCCUUCCCCCUCCUCGCUUCCACGGACUCUUCCACGAUGGAUGUUCUUGAGGCGGUUCUAGCUAAGCUGGAGGAGGGUGAUUACAAAUCGGCCGUUGAUAUCAUAGCGGACCCGGCAAACGAUGCGUCGAUAAAGCUUCAAUCGAUGGAGCUAGUGUCGCUCAUCGCCAGCCAUUUAACCGAUGAAACUGCGGAAAAUAAACCCGACCUGUAUGCUACGACGGAAACGAUACUGAAUCGGGUGGCACAAAAAUGCAGCCCGCCGGAAGUGUUGUACGAAUUGAUGGAAAAAAUGCGCAUCACCACGAGCGAUGAAGUGUUCACCAGCGUACUGAAGGCGAUACAGGUGUCCGUGCUACGACUGCCGGCCAAGCGUGCCCGCUGUCUGGAAUGGGUUUUCCAAACCAUCAUUGACUAUCUGGACAAAAUAGCUCUGCCCGACGUGCUCAACAAAGAUAUGGACGAACGCGAGGAAGAUCUGCUGGAAUGUGAAGAAUCGAUCCGAAGAUUGCUGCAGCUAUACAUCACGCUGCUGCUCUUUCUCGAACCGAUCGUUAAACAUCUGGGCAAGUCGACUGCUGUAAGCAGUACGUUCUUCGACUCAAGUCUAACGCAGAAGAAUGCGUUGAUCGUGUUUUUGCUCCGGCUGAUGGGAAAACUGUUCCCCUUUCUCCAUCUUCAAAGAACCGAGCAACCGCGUAAAACUUUGCGCCGUCCUGCCAAAUUGCCAGCCGGUAAAAGCUACUCGAUCCAGGUGGCGGAGGAUAUGGUCAGAUCGUUUACGACGCUCGUUAAAGAUCCACUGUUUCUACUGCCGUAUGGCCAAAAGCGCAGCACCAUCCAGUGCAAGCCGAAGGAAACCGAUUCCGACGAAAAAUCAAACAACGACUGCUUUCUGUACCACGAAACGUACACGACGGAGGGAUUUGCCGUGCUGUACUAUCUGCUGCUGAGCGAAGACUUACUACCGGCAACGGUUCCCCAGAUUUACGAGCGUCGGUACAUUUUCGAAAUGGGAUUGCGCUACGUUGUGAUUUUGCUGAGCGGCGAACGUACGGUGGUGUACUUCAAGGGUAUCCGAUUGGCUCAAGCAUUGGUUCGGUUGGUAAAGGGCCUUCAGCUUUCUGCACGCGACCUGGAGGCACAAAUUCACACUACGUUCUGCGAACGGUUUGUGCGCGCUUUGGAAAGGUCGGCAAGCGUGCGCAGCCGAGAGGUUGGCAUAACCGUGCUAACCGAUUACAUUCACACGUUUGACGACGAAGGACGGUACAUGAUUGUGUCCCAUCUGCUUAAAACGUUCGAGGAUGAUUCGGUACGAGCUUAUGCGAUCAACGUGUACAAGGAUUUGAUAAGUAACGAUAUGCGGAACAAGCUGGAGCAAGAACCGCUCGUCCGAUGGUACAGUGGGGACACGUUGAAAGACAUGCUUACUGGGCACAUAUGUGUGCUGAAGCAGGGCGUUAAGACGGAUCUUCUAGACAACAGCUAUAGCAUUACAAGCGCGCUUGUCCGCAUUGUGGGUUCUGUUGAAAACGGAUCGAUCCAACCGUAGCCACAUUUGGAACUAUUUCGACACACUGGAGACACAGUUUCUGGUGGCGCUCCGGACGGGUAUAGAUUUGAGCCGUGCACACUACCGGAACGAAAUGAAAGCUACCAGUGAGGACAACUAAUCAACCAAAUGCGGGCUUAGAACAGGCGACAGAAAUUACGAUUAGCACGCUGAACGGAGAGGCUCCUCCGGUCUUGUCGAAGGAGAAAAAAGUGGAGCUGUGUCAGGGCAUGCUGUUGCGGUUAGAUAUGUUGGAUUUCCAGUUGGCUAGAGUCAAUGGAGCGAUCGAACAGAUGAGGCGUAGCAAUUGUAAGGAUAAAUCCGAACAGGCAAUGGAAACCGAAUAAAGCAACACAAACUCAGAAAUUGUCAUACAGUCAA
This is a messenger RNA of Anopheles stephensi (Asian malaria mosquito), 2256 nucleotides long. RefSeq lists its product as uncharacterized. Gene Ontology annotation, molecular function: ubiquitin-protein transferase inhibitor activity. The record is from RefSeq and is a predicted model, not a curated record. Gene Ontology annotation, cellular component: cytoplasm. The transcript is spliced from 2 exons. The coding region runs from base 358 to 1875 and encodes 505 amino acids. NCBI's taxonomy places the organism in Eukaryota, Metazoa, Arthropoda, Insecta, Diptera, Culicidae.